Messenger RNA from Acipenser ruthenus (sterlet), 7549 nucleotides. Its product is annotated as leukemia inhibitory factor receptor-like. Gene Ontology annotation, biological process: cytokine-mediated signaling pathway. The record is from RefSeq and is a predicted model, not a curated record. Gene Ontology annotation, molecular function: cytokine binding; cytokine receptor activity. Gene Ontology annotation, cellular component: membrane; signaling receptor complex; external side of plasma membrane. Lineage: Eukaryota; Metazoa; Chordata; Actinopteri; Acipenseriformes; Acipenseridae. The transcript is spliced from 21 exons. Bases 373 to 3918 code for a protein of 1181 amino acids.
GACACAGCCCGUAUGGGUGUAAUCUGAAAAAACUGCUUGCUUCCCGGAAUUCCUUAAUCCCGCAUACAUCCCAUUGGAAAACGCCAUUUCCUGUGGUGUUGACACUGAGUGACGUCUGACGUUUUUUUCCAUCUUUACAAGGAAUCUUACUCUGCCUUCAGCUACAGUACUCAUGUUUUGCGUACAUUGAUGUUAUAGGAAAGAAAAAGGAAAUCCCGACAAAACAGAGGAAUAAUGUUCAAACAAAAAAUUAACUAAACGAUAUCUUUGACAUAUUGCUGUUGCAACGCUGGUGACGUGAAAGUGAACAGGGAUUCAUUGGGCUAUGAUUUGGUGAUUCUCUACUUUGGUCAGUGUACUGUAAAGCACGUAAUGCUGCCUAAACUGCACUUGCAAACCCUGCUGACCACAGUCCUUCUCUUAGCACUGCGGGUGGACGUGAGUGAAGAAGGUGAGUUACUGGCAGAGAGCAUUGUGCUUAUUACUGCAGGUGAAUGUGGAUAUCUGUCUGUCACUAAACCUGUUCUCAGUGUCGGCUCGAGUCUCACUGCUACCUGCCACUUAUGUAAGGAAGAAACUGCAUCAUGGGAGUACGCGGGCAGUCUGGUGUCUCCCCAGCUGUACUCCCAGAUUAACAGCACAGUGAGCACACUGACUCUGGAUAGCCUUACACUGACCAGCAGGGAAGGAGAGAACCUGACAUGUCGCUCCAGUAAGGGGGAGAGCUAUUCUCAAUUGAUACAGACUGGGUAUUCUCCUCAGGCUCCCACAGACCUGGAGUGUGUCACACAUGACAUGUUAACAUUCAUCUGUUCUUGGAGUGCUGGAUCUGAAAUAAACCUGAAAACCACCUACAAAAUCUGUUACAAGCCAACUCACUGUGAGAGUGUCAAACGAAAUGUAAGUGGAAAAAUAAACCUGGGUCCGUUUGGAGCAGUACAAAUACACAUAACUGCAGUAAAUACACUUGGAUCAGCGACUGCAACCUUUCACUUGACCAAAAAGGAUAUUGCAUUUAUACCACCUGUGCCUCAGAAUGUUAAAGUUGUGCCAGAUUUUUCAUCACAAACCUUGUCUUUGAAAUGGACUAGUGGUGUCUCAGCGCUUGCCUUUCCCACAACCAUUGCAUUUGAGAUUCAAGUUCUCUGGACUGAAAAGAUGGAGGUUAUACACACUGAGAGUUAUGCAGCACAAUUAGAUAGCCAAAAUAAAACCUUUCAGUGGAGCUGGAUCUCUGGCAUGCCUUUGAAUUGCACCUCACACUCUGUGAGAAUUCGAUCCAUCAGCACUGAUAGUUUAGUGAAUUCAAAAAACGGCAGCAGUGACUGGAGCAAACUGCAAACUGUUCCAGGGGCUGAUGACUCAAAAAGUGUCAUGUUUCCAGAGGAUAAAGUUGUGAGAGUAGGCACCAACAUGACAUUCUGCUGUGUUGCUGGGAGAGGUGAACGUAUUAAAACUUUAGUCUAUGGUGCGGAACAUCUGCCCUGCAAUGAACUUGGCAUUAGGAGGAAGGCAAUCACCAAGUACAACCUACCCCCUUCAAAUCCCAGUGGGACAAACAUCAUGUGUGAAUUGGAUCCCUUUGAUUUGAUUGGGACUGUUGUAUUUGUAGGAUAUCCACCAGAUGAUCAACAGCUAGAAUGUGAAACACGUGACUUGCAGAAUAUUGUCUGCUACUGGAACCCUGGUAGACAAACCAUGUUAUUAGGAGGUCGUAGAACGUUCUAUACACUGACAGAAAGGAUUUCUGGCAAAAACGCUUCAUGUCACCGGGCUAAUGAUGCUGAUCCCAAUGGUGAUAAACACAAGUGCCACUUUCCUGUGAUCAGUGGCCAGCAAAUGUAUAAGUUCCUGUUGAAGGCUAAAAAUCCUUUGGGAGAAGUCGAGACCAAUUACACGCUGAACCUGUAUACCAGAGUGUAUCCAUAUAGUCCCAGUAAAGUGACGGUGCUUUGUACUGGCUCUAGACAAACUGAGCUGUUCUUGUCCUGGGAAGUGAGUUACAAAAAUAUGACCUGUCUCUGUCAGUUUGAGAUUAUAACGAACAAUAAGGAGAAACAGCUGAUGAACUUUACUUUACCUGGCCAAGAAGCAAAUGCACAUUCUACAGUCGCUGUAGACCAGUUAUAUCCAGACACGUCCUACAGCUUCCGCACUCGUUGUGCAUCUGCAGAGCAUUUUUGGAAGUGGAGUAGCUGGAGUGAAAGUAAAACAUGUAAAACUCAGGAAGAGGCUCCAUCAAAAGCUCUGGAUGUUUGGAGAGAGAUUAAAAGGACUGAGCAUGGUCAAAAUGUACUUGUCAAAUGGAAGCCUCUUCCCCACUCUGAUGCUAAGGGCACCAUUGUGAAGUAUGAAAUAACCUGGAACGAUGUGAAUGAAGUCGGUGAGCAGUCAGCCGUUGCUCCUGUGUCUGUCAACAGCACAGAGUUGCACCUAAACUUCAGCGAUUACGUCAUCUCGGUCAGAGCGGUCAAUUCGGUUGGCUCCUCUCCCUCUUCUCAGAUCAGGAUCCUAGGACUGCUUGAAGAACAAGCUGAUGAACCAUCUAUAAUUUCUGGCACGCCCAGUGGCUUUAACCUGAGCUGGUCUCCUGGCACCAAUGAGACCUGCGGGUAUAUUGUGGAAUGGUGUCUCUUUCCAGACACAUUGGAUUGUAAUUUGCAAUGGGAAAAAGUCCCACCCAAAACAACACACACAGUGAUAACAUCAGAUGGCUUUAGGCCUGGUGUGAGGUAUUCUUUUUCUGUCUAUGGAUGUUCACAGCACAAAGAGUACCUUUUGAAGAAGAUGGUUGGCUACACGCAGGAGUUGGCUCCAAGACGGGCUGUGAAGGUGAAAGCAGAAGCAAACUCUUCACAUACAGUCACUCUGCGAUGGGAGGACAUUCCAGUGCAGGAUCGCCAGGGUUUCAUCAGAGGAUACAGGGUGUACUAUGUCCCGCAGGUGAACUACAGUGUCAGAUCCCAAAAAUCAGGUAUUAAAGAAGUGAUAAACAUCACAGAUCCGGAUGUCAGGAAUGUAACAGUGACAAAUCUCCACAGCACUACAUAUGAGUUCACAGUUAAGGCUUAUACUGCUGGUGGAGAGGGCAUUGGAGAACCUAUCAAUAUCAACUUGGUCGACAGCCCUUUAGGUUUAAUUCUUGCGAUUCUCGUCCCACUGGGGGUCACCUGCUUCUGCGGGAUUCUUUUAGCGAUCUUCUGUUACACUAAGAGGAAUUGUGUGAAGGAGACUUUCUAUCCUGAUAUCCCCAAACCAGAGAUACAUGGGGAACAAUGGUCUGUUGGAGAGGGGAGGAGCAGUAACCCAACUUUUGAUGUGAAGCCUUUUAUUCCUGACAAAGUUCGGAUCAUAGAAAGCUUGCAUGGUAAAGAUGCAGAAGACUCUGAUAUAUGCAAAGUGGAAAUUAAUAAUGGUGACAGCGAGCAGAUUGAUGUCAACAGCUGUGAUACAUCCACCAACCCCAUGCUUCCAUCGUACUAUCCCCAGAUAGUUGACUCUUACAAAGCUUCAUCAGAUAGCUCAAGUGGGUCUAUGAAUUCCUGCGCAACCCAGGUCACCUAUAGUGACAUUCAGCCACCGUCAAAUGGAUCCGUAAAUAACCUGGAAGUCAUUUCAGACUGCGGAUACAAGCCUCAAAUGAGACCACAUGUGCCUCUUCUAGAUGUGAAUCACACUCCUAAUCCACAGCAUCUUGAUCUUCCAGAACAGAGUGAAGGUUACCAGCCACAGCUAAAAGUAAGCAACUGGAGCUUGGAAUCUCCUGAGGUGGAUGAGGCCAGUGCGUGUAUUGGCAGCCCCACCUCUGUCAACUCCACUCAGUUCCUGCUGCCUGAUCAGGCUUCAGAGGAAGGCCAGUCCACCCGGUCGAGCAGCUGGAAGUUCUCCAGCUUCAUGUCCAGUGCACAGAAACGUUAACCCAUCCCAUAGAAUUGAGACAGCUGAGAGCACAGCUGAAAGAGCGCCAGUUCCACAGAAAUUGCCACGGAAAGACUUUUCUACCGAGAAUGUGAAAUUCAUAUCUAUAUACCAGUCCAUGUACGCUUCAGCGUUAGCAUUUCAAGCUUUGUCCUAACCCGUUCUUUAAUUGUUUUUAAAUAUGUACUGUAUUAAGACUAUAUAGCAUUAUGAUUCCCUGACAACUGCCAUAAAGAGGGGUAUGUGAAUGUGGAUCAAUAACAAAGUUAAAAAUUAUAAACCACAUGGUUUGAGUGGUCAUUAUCCCACUAGUCGAUGCCCUUCAAAGCAAAUGGGACUUAGCAAUUCAAUUUAAGCAACCAAUCCAAAAUAUAACCUAAAAACACAAUUUAUAAAUGUCUAUAUACUGUACACGCAAAUAUAGGUUUAUAAUAUAAUUAAUGUGGCUUUUGCUUUUGGAUGUCCAUGUUUAAAUAUGGUCAUAUAUUUGGUUGGGACUGUCCAUAUAAUAGCCAAUAGAUCAGGGAAUGAACAACAUAUUUUUUUAUUAAAAACCAACAUGACUCUGUACACUGCUGCUAGCUAGCAUGAUUGACUGAGGCAGUUCGGAUAAGCUGUUAGAUUCUUAUAAUACCUACUUGCAUAACGCUCUUUUGUCUGUGCCAUUUCAGAGCUGCUUUAUUUUUUAUUAGAUGUCUGAGAUCCCUUUUGAGGUUUGUCAAUUUUGCAGUUGCUAUGCAAAAGGUUGCAGGUGUCUCGUCUGGUUGUAGGGGAGGGGAGUGCGGCGGUUUUGAAGUGGUUUGAAAUUGUAAAUAGAGCAGACUUGGUUUUAGGUGGACAGGAUUCUGAGCAAGGAGGAUUUAAUUUAAAAAUGCAACCAUGGUUGUUCUGGCUGACUUAAAAGGGAGAUGUUGUUAGAACAAUAUCACAUAUUCUAGUUAAGAUUCAUUGUUGGGCUCUUUAGUGAUCUAAAUACUGUCUUUAACUCCAAAGAUGAUUUAUUUACCCCCUAAUGUUUUAGAGUGUUGCAUUGUUUUAAAAAGAGUGGGAUGGAGAAAUAAAAACAGAACAAGAGCAAUUUUUACCAUCAUUUUUUGUUUUAAAUAUAUACUGUAGUGUUGGCGGCACAUUUGCUGUUGGCAAAGAGAGACCUAUCUGUUCCCAAUACAAUAGAGAGCUUAGCACCAAGAGCAGAAUAUCAGGAUUUAUUAAGUUUGUAUACUGAUAACCGUAUGUAUUAUAACAUUAAGUACAUCCACAGUAUUUGCACCACUUAAUCCUCUAUAGUCUACAUAAACUUUAAUAAAAAAGAGAUCUGUAAAUAAAUACUGGAUAUUUAGAUUAAAGGAAGGAAUUGAUUCACCCAAAGAGGGGCGUACUCAGUAUUGGGGGUAAAGUUAAGAAUUAUAUCCUAUUUGCAUUUUGAGUCCCCAUUUGAGGUGUCAAUUUAGACUGCCAAGUAAGGAACUGUAUAAAAUGUAUUUUCAAAUGUGUACGCACCUUUUUUCAUCUACAUAAUGAAACAAAACUGUGAGCGAAAAAAUGUGAUUGUGCACUAAAUUUAGAAAGCCUUUUUGCCUGUUUUGUUUAUUAUCAUUAGAAAUAAUGUCAUUCUAUAAAGUUAGAUACUUUAAACAGUAGAAUGUUUGUUUGAUUUUGGUAGUGUUCCUAGCUUAAUUUCAGAAACGGGGCUUGAGGGUUAUGUAUUGCCAAAGACCGUUUCAGAUUUAGGUGUGCUUGUUUGGGAUGUAAUUGUGAUGAAAAGAUUUGGGAUGAGGUGUAAUGUAGAUAUGAGCAAGGGCUUUGACUGUGGCUCAGCAAAUUGAAUGGUACAGUUAUACCUCCACAUCUAGCGAAUUGCUUCUGGGGCCAUUCCACAAGGAUUGUAUCACUGGAAUCAGAAUGGCUUGUUCUUUAUGCUUCAGCAUUUGUUGGUCCUUGAAUGGAAUUUAUAUGGCUUUAGACCUGCUGCUGAGGAGGGAAUCUGCUGAAGGGAAAAUAAGUAGGUUUAGUGAUCGGGUCUUUCUUGGUUUUGAGAUUUUCCUCAAGAUAAUUUUAAUGUUUUCCACUUCCUGUUGCUGUGUUUCAUUUGUCAGAUUUCUGUAAAGAGAUUGUAUGUACACUACAUAAUUUGUAGGUUUAUUUUUAUUUUCUAUGUGUUUUGUUUUUUUAAUAGAGAAAAAGGGAUUUUUACACUGUGUUUUUAGUUGUUUGUUUAUUGUUUUUUAUUCCAAUGUAUUAAAUAUAUACAUCUCAUAUAUUAUAUAGUCACAUAGCCUAUAUACCACUGUGAUAAUACUAUAUGUAGACACUGACAGUAGUGUAAGUGAAGACAUGUUUGUGCUAUGAUUCUAUUAGUAUGGCAAACAGUGUAAUCUCAGAUGUAAUCUUUCUGGCAAAUCAUAUGCAAGCCUUUUUUUAAUGCAAAUAUAGACAAAUUCCACAAUAUUAAAGAAAACUCAACACACAAACAGGUGGAUGGAUCUGGGGAGUUAAAGAUCAUCUAAAGUCUUUGUUUGUGCUCUUCCUAUAAUUCAUUUGGUAACUAAUGCACUACAUUUUGUACAUCAUUUAAAUUAAACGCCUUAAUGCACUAUUAGACUAUUCUUUUUACUAGAAUUAAAAGUACAACUGAUUUUUUAAAAAAACUUUUAAGUGCACAUAAUGUUUUGAACUGUUGAUAAAGGAUUAGUUUGGUAAGAGAGACUCUUAUGGUAAAAUAGUUGAUAAUGUUGUCCAGGUCAGUUUCCAAGAACAAAUAUAAUCUCGACACUUUACUGGACAGUGUCGUAAUUAUGGCUUGUUAAUGGUUUAGCAUUGCCUUUGUUUUUGUAAGAUUUGCCUCGGGAAGCUUCAGUUUACUGAUAUGUAAUGGUAAUGGACUAUCCUGCAGCCUUUUCACUUUAUCAGGUUCUACUAUUUUUACACUACAGACAAAGAAUGUGAUUUAGCGAACAUGGGGGAUUACUGAUGUGUCAAUAUUGAUGAGUGCAGUAUUGUGUUAAACAAGAAGGCAAAUGCUCUACAGAGUCCAUUGCUACUGGAACCUUGGCAGCUACCUCAGAUUACUUACGAUGUCUAAUUACCCCACGAGAAAGGAGACAGCCUUGUGUAGCUCAGCUUGGUAUUGUUUUAUGAAUUAUGUAUGUACUUAAAGUAUAAAAAUUUUAGCUUUUUUUAUAUAUAUAAUUGUAAAAGCUGCAGCAGAGCUGAAGGGAUGGUUUGAUCAGCCUAUAAUAAUUCCCUAGUGCUGCAGUAUGCAGCUGUGGCUCAUCCUUGCGGGUUAUAGUUUGAUCAAAUCAACACCUUACCCUUUGCAGAAUUUGCAUCAUUUGAUGUAGUUUUUAAUAAUUUAAGCAGUUGAUGUCACCUUUUUUUUUAAUAUAUAAAAGUGCCUGAUUUAUAUUAAGCUCUACAUCCCAAAGAUUAACUGAUGAAACCUAAUGAUACUUGUUUUACAGUUUGCAUUAUUUACAUACCCCAACAAAGGGGAAAAAGUCACUUUAAACAUAAUUUGUCUACUACAUUUAUAAUUCUACUUAAUGCUGCAUAUAGUAUCACAUGUCUUCAGUUACAAAAUCACUUAUAUAAUCAAUGUAUUGAGAAAUAAAUAAAACCAUUUAAUGAAAAA